This is a messenger RNA of Ruditapes philippinarum (Manila clam), 526 nucleotides long. RefSeq lists its product as uncharacterized. The coding region runs from base 102 to 443 and encodes 113 amino acids. NCBI's taxonomy places the organism in Eukaryota, Metazoa, Mollusca, Bivalvia, Venerida, Veneridae. The transcript is spliced from 4 exons. The record is from RefSeq and is a predicted model, not a curated record.
AAGGUUGUAACAUUUCUGUCACGAUUUGUUACAGUGUUAUCUUUAUGAACAUGUAAAACGCCGAGUGUUUACUACAGACAAUAUUACUUAUAGGACUAACAAUGAAAUAUUAUUCUGAAAUAAUAUAUUUGUUUCUCGCCAUAAUAUGUCUGGUAAAAAUUGACGACGUUCUAUGUUACCGGUGUCACGUGAACAAUGAUGUGACUGAUUUAGAUUGUGGGAACGCAUUUAACAUGUCUUGUAAAGGGGUUGCACAUAUUCCUCAUUGUACCCAGUUUACUACAGACCCGGCUGUGCAAAUGAAUGGGGUUUGCUCUUGUGAGAAAUUUUGUUUUACGGACUUGGAAUGUGCGCAAGGAUGCAAGGCCCCUUACGUCGGAAAAUGUUUAGAAGGAUAUCACUUGAGUAUUGAGAAGAUCUGCUUGUGUGAAAUAAGUACGUGAUGGGAAAGGGUAUGAUGUCUAGACAAAUGAGUUUAAAACAUUACUGUUAUAACUUGUUACAAUAAAAUGAUGUCAAAUCUUCA